GGCCCCGCACACCUGCGGCCCAGCGCUAAGCCCCGGCCCCCGUUUCCUGCCCGCGCUCCUCCCCCGGCUCCCCCGGGCCCCGCACGGCCAGAGCCGCCCCGCAAACACCCAGCGCGGCCCGAGCCAGGCGGGACGUGCCCGGAGCGGCGGAGAGGCACGAGGCUCCAUAGAAGAUGGGUGACUGGGGUUUCCUGGAGAAGCUGCUGGACCAAGUCCAGGAACACUCGACCGUGAUCGGGAAGAUCUGGCUCACCGUGCUCUUCAUCUUCCGCAUCCUCAUCCUGGGCUUGGCUGGGGAGUCUGUGUGGGGGGACGAGCAGUCGGAUUUCGUGUGCAACACCAAGCAGCCCGGCUGCACCAAUGUCUGCUAUGACAAAGCCUUCCCCAUCUCCCACAUCCGCUACUGGGUGCUCCAGUUCCUCUUUGUCAGCACCCCAACCCUGGUUUACCUGGGCCACGUUGUCUAUCUCUCACGGAAGGAGGAGAAGCUGAAGCAACAGGAGAGUGAGCUCCGGGCAAUCCACAGCAAGGACCCAAAGAUCGAGCAGGAGCUGGCAGCCAUAGAGAAGAAGAUGUCCAAGAUCUACGUGUCGGAGGAUGGGAGGCUCAAGAUCCGAGGGGCGCUGAUGUGGACGUACAUCACCAGUGUGAUCUGCAAGAGCAUCUUUGAGGCUGGCUUCCUUGUUGGUCAGUGGUACCUGUACGGCUUCUCCAUGGUGCCCCGCUAUGUGUGCAAGAGGGACCCUUGCCCACAUCAGGUGGACUGCUUCAUCUCCCGCCCUACCGAGAAGAGCAUCUUCAUCAUCUUCAUGCUGGUGAUGGGCCUCAUCUCCUUAAUCCUGAACCUCCUGGAGCUCUUCCACCUCUGCUGCAAGAACCUGCUUAGCAACAUCAAGAAGGUGUCGGACCCAGCCAUCCCAAGCCGGGAUGCCUUUGCCAGUGACAUGGUCUCAGGUGCCUACCCACACAAGCACUACCCCUUCCUGCCCAUGGCCGACAGCCACACGUCAUCCUACCAGGCCUUCAACAAGCUCUCCAGCGAGCAGAACUGGGCCAACUUCCACAACGAGGAGAACCUGGCGCUGGGCAGCAGCGGCAGACCCCUGUCAGACCCCUAUGCUCCCAGGGCUGCCGAUGCCCCCAUCCCAGAGGAGAAGCUGAGCAGCCGGCCCGGGAGCUCAGCCUCCAAGAAGCAGUACGUCUAGAGCCAGGCUGGCCCUGGCCGCCCGGGGGGACGUUCCUUGGCCCCUUGUGCCUUGAAGGUGCUGGCCACGGGCAGGCAGCUGCCUCCUGCCUGGUGCUGUGCGGUACCCAGGCCCCGCGGUGGCUGCGCCCACACUGACCUGCCUGCCAUGGGACGUGGUGCUCAGGCUUGGGGCUGAGCUCUGCCCUGGAGCGGGGCCUCUGCUCCCGCCUGGUUUCCCCACUAGACCUGCAAGGAAGGAAACAGCGCAGAGCUCCCGGGACACCGUGUCCCUCGCUCCGCGCCGUGGGAAAGGGAGACAUCCCCGGAGCCGCGCGGCUGGGAACAGGCUGUCCCCGGGGCCGCGGCGGGAGGAUGCUGCCCUUGAGGGGGCCGGACCCUGGGGCUCUCGGGAGCUGCCGCCAGCACCGGGGGAUCCGAGCGUGUGGCCGUGGGAAGCCGCUCGCCUCCGGUCUCUGCUUGGAGCCUGGCAGGGCCGGGGCAGCGCUGCCUGAGGGGUCCUGGCCACCAGCCCCUUCCUGUCACCCUGCAGGUGGGACCAGAGGCUCCCGACCAGGGUUUGCUGCAGGAGCUGCCCCUUUUCCGUGGGGCACAGGGGGGUUAAGCCAGCAGCAGGGCUCUGCAGUGAGCGGCUGAUCCCGAUGGCUGCAGGGUCACCACUCGGGCGCCCUGGGAGCGCAGUUCCCCCCCUCGGCGCCUCCUGGCCCUGGAUCCUUUCCCAUGGGAUGCGUGUGUCUAAGUUAUUUUUAACCUGCUGGCCUGAGCACGGAGUUUUCUGCCUUAAAGGUGCAGCUGUGCAGGGGCCUGGGGAGCUGUGUCCAGCCUGGCUGCGUGCCCCUGAGCCCGGUGGGUGUUUUAUGAGGGGGGGAAUGAGCCUCACAACUACUGGUCUGGUGUUACUGGUUUUACUGCUUUGCACUGGUCAUCUCCUGAUGGGGGCUGAGGUGCUGGGGAGGGAUGGAAGAACCAACUGCUGCCACACGAGCAUUGCCUCUGACUCGGCAUCCCACCAACUCUGUGAAAGGGGAAGGUCCUGCGUGACCCAGGCAUGAGGGUGGGAUGCGGGCACUGCCCUCUGUGCUGUUCCUUUCCCCCUGGAGGACUCUGUGUUGUACCUUGUUGAAUAAAGUUGGAUGAAUGAACAGAA
Messenger RNA from Pezoporus occidentalis (night parrot), 2351 nucleotides. It is a transcript of the gene GJA4, whose product is annotated as gap junction protein alpha 4. The transcript is spliced from 2 exons. Gene Ontology annotation, biological process: cell-cell signaling. The record is from RefSeq and is a predicted model, not a curated record. Bases 174 to 1205 code for a protein of 343 amino acids. Gene Ontology annotation, cellular component: connexin complex. Lineage: Eukaryota; Metazoa; Chordata; Aves; Psittaciformes; Psittacidae. Gene Ontology annotation, molecular function: gap junction channel activity.